Drosophila gunungcola (fruit fly) is the source of this 817-nucleotide messenger RNA. RefSeq names its product pleiotrophin-A (gene miple1). The transcript is spliced from 5 exons. Gene Ontology annotation, biological process: mesoderm morphogenesis. Lineage: Eukaryota; Metazoa; Arthropoda; Insecta; Diptera; Drosophilidae. The record is from RefSeq and is a predicted model, not a curated record. Gene Ontology annotation, molecular function: growth factor activity; heparin binding. Bases 177 to 734 code for a protein of 185 amino acids. Gene Ontology annotation, cellular component: extracellular region.
AAGCUGAGUCUGAGUCUGGAGUUCUUUUGUGUGUAUAACUAACGGUCGGUCCUCAAUUUUAUCGGUUGUGUGCAAGUGUGAAAGAGCCCAAAAAACUGGUCAUAAAUUUAAACGUUAAGAUACUGUUCUGUGCAAUAGAGCUGAAUUGAUUGGGCAGAAGCAGGAGAAGUCACAAUAUGAGAAAUAAUUAUAAAGCGCUUCUACUGGCAUCGUUUGUGACAUGGUCGGGGGUGUUGUGCAGCACAGUGUUAGGCACCACAGAGGGCCAAGAAACACCUCUCGCACUUCCUGUGGCGGAGCAGACCCAGCCCACAACAGCUAUACAAGGAGAAGUAUGGGAGGAGGACGAUCACGAAGUGUUAAUAAGGAAUGAACGGGGCACCAAGAGCGACGGCUUGUCGUGCCGAUAUGGCAAGAAUCCUUGGACUGAGUGCGAUACAAAAACCAAUACACGUUCCAGAACCUUGACAUUAAAGAAGGGCGAUCCAGCGUGCGACCAAACGCGAACCAUUCAGAAGAAAUGUAAAAAAGCAUGCCGGUAUGAAAAGGGAUCCUGGUCGGAUUGCGCAACUGGACAAAUGACUAGAGCUGAUAAAUUAAAAGCAAGCAGUGAUCCGUCCUGCGAAGCAACGCGUGUCAUUAAGAAGAACUGCAAGCCCGGAAAGUCCAAGGACAAGAGUGCCAAAGAACAGCGUAAGAACAAAGAUAAAGCUACUCGCAAAGGACGCGCUUAAGUGAUUUUAUACUCGAUAAUUUUAAAUGCCCAGUGUUGGUUUGCAUCACUCCGAUGCUAAAAAUUUAUAAUAAACUUAUUUUU